GAAGAAGAAGAAGAAUAAGUCUCUCUGUUGUAAUCAAAUUGUGAAUAAUACGCCACCCCCACCGGAACGGUUGCCUGCCGCCUCUGCAAGCAAUCUGUGAAUCUGGAAAGGACAAGAUGAAGUUCUGCAAGAAGUACCAGGAGUACAUGCAAACGCACGAUCAGAAGAAGUUGCCCGGCGUGGGGUUGAAGAAGCUCAAGAAAAUCUUGAAACGGUGCCGGAGAGACGUCCAAUCCCACAACGGAAUUGAUCUCCAUCGCCGUGAUAAUGUCUCGAGUUCGGCUUCUACUUGCCCCCACCAGUGCCCCGUUUGCGACGGAACCUUUUUCCCAUCCCUCCUCGAGGAAAUGUCUGCAGUGGUUGGCGUCUUCAACAAGCGUGCACAGAAAUUGCUUGAGCAACAUUUGUCUUCAGGUAUUCGCAAGUACUUCAACUGGUUCAAAGACAAGCUAAGGCGCAACCAUGUCGCCUUAAUUCAAGAAGGCAAGGACCUGGUCACCUAUGCAAUAAUCAACGCCAUUGCAAUGCGCAAAAUACUUAAGAAGUAUGACAAGAUUCAUUACUGUAAACAAGGGCAGGCAUUCAAAUCACAAGCACAAAGUAGGCAUAUUGAGAUCCUUCAGUCGCCAUGGCUAUGUGAGCUAAUGGCUUUCCAUAUAAACUUGAGGAAUACAAAGGCCACCACAAGGAAGGCCUCUCCAUUGUUUGAGGGCUGCACCCUUGUUAUCAAUGACGGGAAACCAUCAAUAUCGUGUGAGCUUUUUGAUUCCAUCAAGCUUGAUAUCGACUUAACUUGUUCUAUAUGUCUGGAUACUGUAUUUGAUCCAGUAGCUCUCACCUGUGGUCAUAUCUUCUGUUAUAUGUGUGCUUGCAAGACUGCAUCAGUAACCAUUGUCGAUGGGUUAAAGGCUGCUGAGGCCAAGGAAAAAUGCCCUCUCUGCCGAGAAGCCGGCGUGUAUGAAGGCGCUGUACACUUGGAAGAGCUCAACAUUUUAUUGAGCGGAAGUUGUCCCGAAUACUGGGAGGAGCGGCUUCAGUCAGAGAGAGUAGAGAGAAUCAAGCAGACAAAAGAGCACUGGGAAUCCCAGUGCCGGGCAUUCAUGGGAGUCUAACUAAUUGAGGACCUGUCUGUACACUGGCGUAUGUGCUGAUUUCGUGGAGAUCUAACGUUUCUGUGAUUGAUGCCAAAUGUUGUAUAUCUUCCCAAUAUUGUUCUGAUACAAUAAUUUCGUAGAUCUGUUUACUUGUUUGGCAGUUCCAUCAUUCACUUCCUUGGAUUCACAGACUCAAAACUACUCAAGAUGUAGUAGAUGGGAUCCCAUUUGGCCAUUUGAUGUGGCUAAUUAAAGGUGAUAUUAGAACUCGUCCUCCACCACGUUUAAUCUGUCCUGAUAGGAGGAGGAAUGAUAUUCGUAGGUUGUGAGAUAUGAAUGUUACUGUUAGUUUGCUAACUCAUCAUCUAUGCAAUAAGAGCUCUCUAUAUUUUUGCACCUUUAAUGUUUGUACAUCGUCAUCUUCUGUCUUUCAAGUUAA
This is a messenger RNA of Diospyros lotus (date-plum), 1533 nucleotides long. RefSeq names its product probable E3 ubiquitin-protein ligase BAH1-like 1. Bases 117 to 1112 code for a protein of 331 amino acids. The transcript has 6 exons. The record is from RefSeq and is a predicted model, not a curated record. NCBI's taxonomy places the organism in Eukaryota, Viridiplantae, Streptophyta, Magnoliopsida, Ericales, Ebenaceae. Gene Ontology annotation, molecular function: metal ion binding.